Aspergillus caelatus is the source of this 1521-nucleotide messenger RNA. RefSeq lists its product as uncharacterized. NCBI's taxonomy places the organism in Eukaryota, Fungi, Ascomycota, Eurotiomycetes, Eurotiales, Aspergillaceae. The record is from RefSeq and is a predicted model, not a curated record. The coding region runs from base 64 to 1032 and encodes 322 amino acids. The transcript is spliced from 3 exons.
GGAAGUUAUAAACAUGCCUCUACAUGCAUGUACAUACAGUGAUCUCAAGAAACAGAUAACAAGAUGGCUUCCUUCAAACCCAGAAACAUUCUGCUCUUCGGCGCCACUGGAAACAUCGGCUCAUACAUUUUGGACGCCAUUCUUGCGGCGCGGGAUGAAUUCGACCGGAUUGCUAUUUUCACCUCACAAGCUACCGCAACAUCCAAGGAAGAUUUCUUGGAUGACUUGAAACGCACCAAGAAUGUUGAAGUCCUCGUAGGUGACUUGCAGGAUGAAGAGGUUGUGAGAAAAGCUUACGAUGGGAUCGAUACCGUCAUCUCUGCAUUGGGCCGGGGCGCAAUCGCUUCCCAGAUCCCUCUCAUCCGCCUUGCUGAUGCCUCUCCCACUGUGAAAUGGUUCCUUCCCUCGGAAUAUGGCACAGAUAUUAAGUAUUCUCCUGCUUCAGCGCAGGAAAAGCCACAUCAGCAAAAAUUAAAGGUGCGAGCGUUCUUGGAAAAUGAGAGUCCCAACGAAGGGGUGGUGUCCGAUUUAGCGUACACAUAUGUCGUCACAGGCCCAUAUUCCGACAUGUAUGUUCAUUUCGCAGGUAAUCCGAUUGCGGGUGGAUGGGACGUGAAGAGCAAAAAGGCGACGCUGCUAGGAGAGGACGGAAGCGCGAGAGUGAGUUUGACGACGAUGAAAGAUGUUGGAACUCUCGUGUUGGCGACGUUACGACACCCCGCCGUGGCUUUCAACCGCGCACUCAAGGUCAAUUCGUUCACGACCACACCUGCCGACAUCCAUGCCGAGUUUGUGCGCCAGACAGGUGGUCAACCGUGGAAUGAUGUCCAGUAUACAUCACUCUCCCACUUGCGCGAAGCAGAAUCGGAGGCUUGGAACGCAGGCAAGCCUGAAGCUACGGUACUGACCCUGAGGCGGAUCUGGACCGAAGGAGGCACUUUAUAUGACCAACGAGACAAUGCAUUAAUCGGUGAGCCGCCAAUGCAGACACUGGAGGAUGUGGUUGCCCAGGAAAUCAAACAAACGUCGUAACUUGUGUAAUUGAAUGGCGAUAGAAGCGAAACAGCCUUCCGGGCAAACUUGGAUGACUAUAGAUGGCUGAGGCCAAUGCAGGGUAUUGUCUCGUAUCGAACGGCUACAAUGCCUGUUUGUAUGUAGUCCGGUCUGAGAACAUAACGACAAAUAUCUGGCUUCAUCCUCGAAAAUAUAUAUUGGUUGUCCAGGCAUGUGAACCUUGUAAGGUCAAAUCUGUCCCGUGUAUGCACGCUGUAAGUAAAAGGAGGGAUACCCUGAGUACCCUGUAUAGACUCACACUCUCGCUGUUAUUACAAUCAUACAAAUGCAAGUAUCGAAGACGACCAUGGUCAAGCCAUUGUUCUCAGAAGAUCUUUGUUGAUCAUAUCACGUGAUUAUACUGCAAACGUUCUUUGCUGACGGUCACACCCUCAUGUAAGAUAGAUCAGAGAUGAGCUAGACAAGACUCUCAAGGUGCCCAAGACCUGGAGACAAGCUGUACUCAAG